Messenger RNA from Diachasma alloeum, 1611 nucleotides. RefSeq names its product threonylcarbamoyladenosine tRNA methylthiotransferase. Lineage: Eukaryota; Metazoa; Arthropoda; Insecta; Hymenoptera; Braconidae. The transcript has 2 exons. The annotation marks the transcript as partial. The record is from RefSeq and is a predicted model, not a curated record. Gene Ontology annotation, biological process: tRNA methylthiolation. Gene Ontology annotation, molecular function: 4 iron, 4 sulfur cluster binding; tRNA (N(6)-L-threonylcarbamoyladenosine(37)-C(2))-methylthiotransferase activity. Gene Ontology annotation, cellular component: endoplasmic reticulum.
CGUGGUCGUGUUUACGUUCCACCCUUCGACAUCCCCGUCCAAUGUCUUUUCCCCAAAAAGAGUUGAACUAAACCCCCGAAACUUCACCCGUAAACACUAGGUUUUCAAUUCAGUGACGACAAUCCCCAAAACAUGUCCAACUCGUGUGUGGAAAUAAUAGAAGACAUCGAGGACCUGAUCUCCUCGCAGGACAUAACCCCGAAGGAGCGCUACAGCACCCGAAAGAACGUGACGGUUCGUUCUAAAGUCAAACGCAAAAACGGAUUCAUCGGGGAUGUCAAGAGGCCUGAGAUUCUGUCGAGUGUCAUUCCGGGCACUCAGACGAUCUACGUGAAGACAUGGGGCUGCACUCACAACAGCUCGGACUCGGAGUACAUGGCUGGACAGUUGGCUGCCUAUGGGUACAACCUCACUGAUGAUAAAUCAGAGGCCGAUCUCUGGCUGUUGAAUUCGUGCACAGUGAAGGCACCAGCUGAGGAUCACUUCAGGAAUGAGAUCGAGGCUGGCAGGAAGAUGGGGAAGCAUGUGGUUGUCGCCGGAUGUGUCCCCCAGGGAGCACCGAAGACGUCGUUCCUCUCGAACCUCAGUGUGAUCGGAGUCCAGCAGAUCGACCGUGUGGUCGAGGUGGUCGAGGAGACCCUGAAAGGCAACACAGUGCGCUUCCUCUCCCAGAAGAAGCUCUCGGGCAGGAAAAUGGGAGGUGCUCCCCUGUCGCUGCCGAAGGUCCGCAGGAACCCCCUCGUCGAGAUAAUCGCGAUAAACACCGGCUGCCUGAACCAGUGCACCUACUGCAAGACAAAGCACGCCCGCGGUGAGCUGGGGAGCUACCCCCCAGAGGAGAUAAUCCAGCGAGCGGUCCAGGCCUUCGAGGAAGGCGUCGUCGAGCUCUGGCUGACGUCUGAGGACACUGGGGCCUACGGCCGGGACAUCGGGACGAGCCUUCCCGAGCUCCUCUGGAGGAUCGUGGAGGUCAUCCCCGAGGGCUGCAUGAUGCGCGUGGGGAUGACCAAUCCCCCGUACAUCCUGGAGCACCUGGAGGAGAUCAGCAAGAUCCUGAGUCACCCCAGGGUUUACAAAUUCCUUCACGUGCCAGUGCAGUCUGGCAGCGAUCAGGUGCUCAGUGACAUGAAGAGGGAGUACUCGAGGGCGGACUUUGAGAGGGUUGUCGAUGUACUCCAGGAGAAGGUGCCCGGGGUGACGAUCGCCACCGACGUCAUCUGCGGCUUUCCCACGGAGACUGAGGAGGACUUCGAGGAGACCAUGAGCCUCUGCACGAAGUACAAAUUUCCGAGCUUGUUUAUCAAUCAGUUCUUCCCGAGGCCUGGGACUCCGGCUGCUAAGAUGCAGAAGGUCCCCACUCAGGUGGUCAAGACCAGGACCAAGAGGCUGUCUGAGCUCUUCCAGUCGUAUGAACCAUAUCGGGGGAGGGUGGGGGAGGUGCAGAGGGUUCUGGUUACUGAGACCUCGCAUGAUGGGAGGUUCUUCGUGGGGCAUAAUCAGUUUUAUGAGCAGGUGCUGGUGGAGAUGAGGGAGGGAGUCCUGGGGAGGAUGGUGAGGGUCAGGAUUGUGGAGGCUAUGAAGUUCGCUGUGAGGGGGGAACUGGUGGGGGAG